Molecule: messenger RNA, 1623 nt
Organism: Phycomyces blakesleeanus NRRL 1555(-)
Lineage: Eukaryota; Fungi; Mucoromycota; Mucoromycetes; Mucorales; Phycomycetaceae
Exons: 12
Coding region: 1-1623 (540 amino acids)
Source: RefSeq, a predicted model, not a curated record
AUGAGUAUUCUUAAAAAUGAUGAGGUAUGUUCCGGAACAUCCGAGCCAACAAUGAAUAAAGUCAAUAUACUACUUGGACAACAUUCUUGUGCUGGAAAAGUCCAAGAACAAAAAAAAACAAUACUUGACGCAAGCUACGGACCAACUACAAGCUUUGAGCUUUCUUAUCGAUUGGGAAAAAAGCAACAAUAUUUUCUGAGGUUUACGCCCAAUUCGAUAGAAGUGAAAGUAACAGUAUUAUCUGAGAAGCCAAUGUCCAAUGUCAGAACAGCCCAGAAUGGGUAUGAGCUGGUGGCUGUAAAUAGCAAAAAUCAAGAAUGGUUUAUCCAUAGCACCAAUGAUACAGGAACAGGGACAGGAUAUUACUAUCAAUGUCUAUUUACAGAUUAUAUUAUCUACCUUUCAAUUCCACGCCGCGAAAAUCGAAAGAUGUACCGUUUAAGCGUUCUUGAAGAAUAUUACAGUACUCAAAACUAUUACAAUUUGACAGUAAACUGCCUACAUAUACCUGGAUUAUACAAUAUUCGUAUAUACCACUUAAGCCGAAAGGCAAAACUCCUCAACAGGACUGUACUUACACCCACUGUGGAGGUGGCUCCAUUAGGCAUUACAGAAAAAUCGACAAGAUUGAGUGAAAAUACCAGCACUGGUGAUAUCCAAUUAGUUAAUUCAGUAUUUCUGACAAAUGUUAAUUCGACAAACGGUAGGAAAUUUUAUAAGUCUUCCAAGAAACCGACGAUGGUUCUUAGCAAUAUGAAUAUCGUUGGGCAGCACCUGAAGAAGCCAUGGUCAAGAAAAACAGCUGGACAUAAACCCGAUUGUGCCAUAGUGUUAGCUAUCACUAUAAGAAAUGUACGAUUGACAGGAAAGAGUUUUAAACUCUACAUACUUUUAUCCUUUACUCUUAAGACAAUAAACGAAGCUACCCCAUUCCGAGCCCUUACUGUUGAGGCAUCAAUAAAGGCAACAGGAUGGAACCCAGACUUCCUUAGACCCCUACGAGUUCUUUUUACUAAAGUCCACACAAUCGUCACCCACACCGCAUUAAACAAUAGCAUCUUCCUUACCGAGCUACCACGCGAUCCAUUCUUCGAUCUUGAUGAAUAUAUUACUAUCUCUAUCUUCUGGUUCUUUUACGCAAGUACCAAAAGUCGAACCAGUCAUCAAUAUUUAUUCCGCAAGUUUCACCUUUCCUCAUAUAUUAACCAUUCCAAAGCCAGCAAAUGUCUAGCAAGAAAGAUCAGUGCUGAAUUUGGUUGGCCUUCUGUAUUGAUGAAGACAAGCAAAAGAAGCUCUUCAGGAGGGUUGUUAUGUGAGACAAAAACUGACAGGAAUUCAAAAAAUAUAGAAAUAUUCCCUCCUGUUUACCGCCUAAGAUUCACCCAAGAUACCGUUGAACACGGCUCAGAGGGCCAAUAUCAUAUCUCUUGUUUCAGCUUCGGCAACUGUCCUAUUGAAUACAAGGCCACUUUUGACUUUAUAGGUUUAAAUGAAAUCAAAACUAAUAUCCAAACAGACUUGAAUUUAAAAAAGAUAUCAAAAACCCUUGCCACUUUAUUGCUCAAAACACCAAAAGGUCUACUAAUGUUGAACUUUAAGAAGUUUCAUACAUCCACACCAUGA